This is a messenger RNA of Capsella rubella, 1211 nucleotides long. RefSeq names its product tropinone reductase homolog At2g29370. The record is from RefSeq and is a predicted model, not a curated record. The transcript is spliced from 5 exons. Gene Ontology annotation, molecular function: oxidoreductase activity. Lineage: Eukaryota; Viridiplantae; Streptophyta; Magnoliopsida; Brassicales; Brassicaceae. Bases 184 to 990 code for a protein of 268 amino acids.
GCCGAUCUUUGGCCCCCUUUUCAAAUUAUCGUGAAAAAUAGUUUUUUCCUACAAGCCUUGCAUCGUUACGUGUGGUCUACAAAAGACGAACGGUUAUUGUCAUUAGCUUCUCGACAGAGAGAUACUAAUCUUCACGAAAAGACAUCUUCCUUUGUGAUUGAAUUACUCAAAAUCAUUUUAGAAAUGGCUAAGACAGAAGAAAAUAUGAGUAACAAAUCUAGAUGGAGUCUUGGAGGCAUGACCGCUCUUGUCACUGGUGGUACUAAAGGCAUCGGAAAAGCUGUGGUGGAAGAACUAGCUAUGUUAGGAGCAAGAGUUCACACAUGUGCCAGGGAUGAAACUCUCCUUCAAGAACGCUUACGUGAAUGGCAAGCAAAAGGGUUUCAGGUCACCACUUCUGUUUGCGACGUUUCUUCUCGUGACCAGCGAGUGAAACUCAUGGAGACUGUUUCAUCUCUCUUCCAAGGAAAACUCAAUAUCCUCGUACCCAACGUUGGUACAGGUGUAGUAAAGCCGACCACAGAGUGUACAGCAGAAGAAUUUUCAUUUAUAAUGGCUACAAAUCUGGAGUCAACUUUUCAUCUCUCACAGCUCGCACACCCUUUGUUGAAAGCCUCUGGUGCAGGGAGUAUUGUGUUCAUGUCUUCCGUUUCUGGGGUUGUGAACUUGGGUGGUACAUCCAUUUAUGGAGCAACCAAAGGAGCAAUGAAUCAGCUGGCGAGAAAUUUGGCAUGUGAGUGGGCGUGCGAUAACAUAAGGACCAACUCUGUUUGUCCAUGGUUCAUCACAACUCCGGCAGCUAAAGAUUUUCUCAGUGGUGAAGGUGUAAAAGAAAAGGUGGAGAGCGUGACACCAUUGAAGCGUGUUGGAGAGGCUAAUGAAGUAUCAUCGCUUGUUGCAUUUCUUUGUCUUCCUGCAGCUUCUUACAUAACAGGUCAAACCAUUUGCGUUGAUGGAGGUUUCACUAUUAACGGCUUCUCUAUGCCUUAAUUAAGACGUAUAUAUGCAUGUUGCAUGCCUAAAUAUGUGUGAUUUGUGGUCUAGUUAAGUGCCACUAUUUAUGGAUAAUAUUCUUAAUAAUUUUAAUCUAUGCAAGCUAUAUACAUUUAAGUUAUGUUGAUGGAGCUCACUCCUUCGUUCAUGCCUUGUAAUGCUUGGAAGGAAUCCAAACUCUAAUCUUAUCGAAUAAGAAUUUGGUCGUGUUCGUAUUC